AUGGGGCCCCUGGGCAAUAGGGGAUCAUGGGGCCCCUGUGUCCUUGCCCAAACUCAAAAAAGCCUAUCAAAAAGGUACCAGGGGCAUCUCAUGGGGGCACUUAUACCCCCUUCCUGUCCAGGCCAAUUUUCAGCUUUCAGCGCUAUCACACUUUGAAUGACAAUUGUGCGGUCAUGCAACACUGUACCAGGGGCGGACUAACAACUCAUGGGGCCCCCGGGCAAUAGGGGAUCAUGGGGCCCCUGUGUCUUUGCCCAAACUCAAAAAAGCCUAUGAAAAAGGUACAAGGGGCAUCUCAUGGGGCCCCCUACUGACCCCGGGCCCUCGGGCAGUGCCCGAGUUUCCAAAUGGUCAGUCUGCCCCUGCACUGUACCCAUAUGAAAUUUUUAUCAUUUUUUG
Molecule: messenger RNA, 399 nt
Organism: Staurois parvus
Lineage: Eukaryota; Metazoa; Chordata; Amphibia; Anura; Ranidae
Source: the annotation of a GenBank genome assembly